AUGAAUCGGCUAGUGUUAGCGUUCGGUAUCGUCUGCUUACUGCAGGGACUCUCUGCUGAGCCAAAACCAGAAUUUGGUCUGACAAACAGCAUUCCGGCGAGCGGCAAAUUAACCACAGUGAAAGGCGCUGUAAACACGAUUUCGAAUGAAAUCAAGGCGCUUGUUGUGCCCACUUUAACUUCCGGCAUGACCAAACUCGAUACUACCAAGACGAAGAUUGUAGCCGUUAUCAACGAUUUUGAUACUAAGACGAAAGCUAUUACCGCUGGCUACGAAAGCUUACUAGCUGCUACCGAUGGCAACAUCAAUGGUGCUUUUGCACCGCUCCUCACAGCAAUUGACGAUGCCGUUACCUACAUCGCUGGUGAUGGUGCCGCCAUUUCAUCGGCCCUUUCCGAUCUUACUUACACCGGCAUCUCGGAUGAGCUGACCGAUGCGUUCACCCGCAUUACUGCCGGUUUGUCGGACCUGAAAACGAAAACCAAUACCGUUAAAUCGGCCAUCUCGGCUGCCGCGUCUGCCGAUGGCGGUGCUAUGGUCAGCACGGCUACGUUGCGUCAGUACGUUACACUGAAAAUAAUGUACGACGUGUUGAAUUCCGCCACCAAACUGCGCACAUACCUGCCACUGGUGAAGUACAUCCUGACGAUCACUCUCGAGAACCUUAGCGAAGCGGACACUUACGUGAACGCUUUGAAGACCGCUAUGAACAGUGAUGUUAGCGCGGUUACCAACAGUUUCAAAGGUGAAAUCAAAACGUAUACCGACGCAAUCAAAACUGCGGUGUCCGGAAAGUUUGCCACAGCCGAUUCUGACGUCGGUGGCAUUCAAUCAACUGUAAGCGGCAUGACCCCUCUUAUGGCCGCAUCGGGGCUUACUGAUCUGAAGGCAAAAAUAUCUCUCCUGAAAGGAUAUUUCGGAACCUCCAGCCUUGGUAGUGGAACUACCGCGAUGGCGACUGCCUUCACCCACAUUGAAACAGCUCUUGCGGACCUGAUCACUUCGCUUAAGAACGCUGUCACUGUGACCGAUAACCCGCUGGUGAAUAAGCUGAUCGACACGCUGAUGGGCAAUGAUGAGUACGGUCGCUACUGCUACAACAAGUACAAGGAUUUGGUCAAGGGUCUGUUUGAUCUGUCCUUCGAUGCCAGUUGGAUGUGUGUGGAUAAGGAAACCGCACGUCUUCAGCACUUGCAGUCCACGCUUACACUGAUCAUCGAACAAUUGGCUUACGACUACGAAGAUAUUGUAUCGCAGGUUGGCGUAUGCAACAAUCUUUCAAUCGCCGGUGAUACCGCCAAUACUAGCGCUUGUAUCGCAUCGCUGACCGCUUUCUACAACGAUUUGUUCGCAGCUACCAAGACCAAGAUUGAUUUAGUGUUCACGAUCGCCUCGGACGAGGCCGUCGCCGUCGAGAACCGUCUGCUUAUCUGCUUCAACCUGGUCAACCUGGACACGUCCGUUACGCAGGUGGCGACAAUCACCGAAGGACUCACUAUUUGUUCCAACAGUGGUCCUAAAGGUACGGAUUAA
This is a messenger RNA of Anopheles moucheti, 1533 nucleotides long. RefSeq lists its product as uncharacterized. The transcript is spliced from 3 exons. Lineage: Eukaryota; Metazoa; Arthropoda; Insecta; Diptera; Culicidae. The record is from RefSeq and is a predicted model, not a curated record. The coding region runs from base 1 to 1533 and encodes 510 amino acids.